AUGCGAUGGAGUGAAGUUCAAUCGCGUCUAAUUACCUAUAACUAUACCUAUUACUACAUAGAUCUGCACGAUGGGCAAACCAAACAUCAGAAUCGGAUAUCAGUCGACUCAUCGAACAAUCCAGUCAAGACGGCUCCGGCUGAUAUUGACCUGACGGGGCUGAUAAACUCCGAGGAAAUCGCCGAGGUGCCACCAGCAGCUGAAAACCCCGUCACGGACGGAGCAGCACCAGACCUUAACAACGCUGGUGAUAGAGAGGGCAGUAGAAAUGCUACGAAAGGCAAAGAGCCCAGCAAUGAUGUGCGAGUAGAUGAUAGCCAGGCUGUCGCUAGUGCCUCCGAUGAUACGGAUGGGGAGUUUGCAGACUUACAGCGAGGCUUCAAUAGAAGGCGGAGUCUGAUACCCCAGCUGCCACCACUCGCGAGGUAUCCCGUAUCUCCACAUCUUGCACGCUCGUCCACUUUUCCAUUGAACCUCACCCAGGAUGAUGACGACUCAGAAGAGGAAGCCUUACGAAAAAAUAAAAAGAAGAAGAGGAAGAGGCUUGGGCAACAACCUACGGUUCAUUUCGACACAUCCAGUGCUGACGAAUAUGGGAAUUCUGAGAGAAGUCCACUUAUUCAUCAUGCAGGUACGCGCGAUGGAAAGGAACCCAGUGCUGCAGUACCGCCUUCAGUAGACACAGAAGGUGUGCGAACUACUCAACAUGUGGGAAACAAACCCGGCCCAAUUGUGGUCGUCCCACGUCCGGAUGAAGGACGAGUUGCAACUUCGCAAUCUACGGUUGCCUCAAGUUUACAUCAACCCACAGAUGUCGCUCAAGCAGAAAGGUCUCCCUCACAGACUAAUCACCAAGCACCUGGUCCAAGGGAUUGGCCAGUCCUUGACCAAGACAGCGCCCCAAGGCCAAGGCCUUUAUCUCGAAGCGCUACAUGGUCGUACAUGCCUCUAGAACCAGGGCUUGACCCACGUUUGAAGGCAGCCCGAGAUACCCAACCUUCUUCAAGCCUUCCAAAUUUACCUCUUCCUACACCGGGACAGCAACUACCUCUACCUCUACCUCCUCCAAUACAAGGGCAGCCACUUCGUCCGUCGCCAUCACCACCACCAUUACCUCUAGCGCUCCCAGCACCAGGACCAGCCCCGACUCCUCCAGCGUCAGGAAGGUCUCUCCCCCAGUCACCUUCAUCAUCACCACCACCACCUCCUCCUCCGCUCCAGCCAGCGACCGGGCAUGUACCCGGGAUUCCACAGCGCCAUCCUUCGAAGAGUCAGCCUUUACCAGGGGGGCGUUUGAUUGCCCCUCGUCCUGAUGCUGAUUCGACGCUUCCAAGGUCAUCUUUGUUCCCCUUCGUCAGGAAAAAGAUUGGGUACGCGAUUUAUCGGAACACAUGCCGCACCUGGAGAAUGUCCGUCAACGUCAAGAAAGUGUCCGAAAUAUUGGCGACAUGA
Messenger RNA from Eremomyces bilateralis CBS 781.70, 1452 nucleotides. RefSeq lists its product as uncharacterized. The coding region runs from base 1 to 1452 and encodes 483 amino acids. The transcript is spliced from 3 exons. The record is from RefSeq and is a predicted model, not a curated record. NCBI's taxonomy places the organism in Eukaryota, Fungi, Ascomycota, Dothideomycetes, Eremomycetales, Eremomycetaceae.